UCUUUGCAGUAUCGUUGUCUUUGGUACGGUCACUAAUAUCGUAGAAACUUAUCCAAGUUAUUAUACAACAACUCCAUACAUAACUCAGGUUACUGUUGAUUUGUUAAGAACCUGCCGACCAAUUCUCGUUUACAGUAUUUAAAUUCAUAGCGUGUGGAAACUAGAAAUAAGCUGUACGAAAUGUGCAAUUAGUUGAUCGUGCUUCCGAGGCCUCUACAAUUUAGAUGUUAAUCCAAAAUGUUAGGCUGUUUAUUUUCUGAAACACAGUCUCUGGUUUGCACAAUAAAGAUAAAUACAAACCGUUAAACAUUUUCUUACUACAAUUUUCUUACUGGACCACCAAGGGUUAAAUGUAUGUAUGCCCUUUUACCUCUUACCCUUGGCAUAGCACGUGGUCUGCAAAACACGGAAUGAUCUGAACGGGAUCGUUAGUGUACAGAACGGAAAGGUUGCAAGGUGUAGAAGUAGGGUUCACAAGCCGUGCAUAUGCAAUGGACCAAAAUAAACAAAACGAAGAAGAUUAUGGUUAUCAGUUAUUUCCGGAGAGAAAUUCAGGGAGAUUUAAAAAAGGAUCUGUAGCAGAAAGCCUGUUCACUUUCAAUCACAAAUGUCAGGUCAUGCUGAAAGUUGCACUGGAUACAAGUCCGUAUGCAAAAUUGCUACUUGGUGCAAUGAAGCAAUCAGGAUGUACUGUUUAUAAAGAGAGGCAUUUCUCCUGUGAAGAUUGUGACGGGAUUGUCAGUGGUGGAUUUGAUGCUACAACCUCCCAGAUAGUGUUGUGCCAAAAUAACAUUCACCAGCAGGCCCACAUGAACAGGGUAGUAACCCAUGAACUGAUUCACUCAUUUGAUCACUGCCGUGCUCAUGUUGAUUGGUUUGAUAAUUUCAAACACUUGGCCUGUUCAGAGAUCCGGGCUGCCAAUCUUAGUGGUGACUGUUCUUUCAGUAAUGAGCUGAGUAGGUUUAAAUUUGGACUAAAACAACAUCACCAGGAAUGUGUACGAGACCGAGCCCUCCGUUCAGUCCUAGCUGUUCGAAAAGUGAGUCGAGAAGAAGCGGAGAAAGCCGUGGAUGAAGUUUUUGAAAGUUGUUUUAAUGACCAUGAACCAUUUGGAAGGAUCCCACACAGCAAAAAUGAUGCAAAAUAUGCUUACAGAGAUUUUCAAAAUCGAGAUCGAUACUAUGCCAAUCUUUGAAAAAUGAUAGUUUAAAGGAAAAAGAUGCUACAAGUUCCUGUAAAAGUCGCUGUAUUUGAGCUGCGUUUUACACGCAACAUAGGUUUUUUGCUACUUUUUGCAACUGGUAUAAAAAAUGUAAAAUAUAUAUCAGUGAUUAGUAAUAUUAAAUUGUGUUAAAGAGAAGUUAAAAUACUGAAAAAAAUGUAUGUGUCUGAUUGCCUUCUUGAAUUAGUUGGAUACACAUUUCAGCAGUUUUUAUAUUAACAGUCGCAAACACACUAGUUAUAAUAACAUACCAGUAGUUGUUAUUCACUUUAGUUUUGGUUUAAUCAGAUAUAAUCAUAGCUAUGGAUGCAUGUAAUGCAUUAUAUUUGCGCUGCAACCUGCAUGUGUGAGUUGGGCAUGUUGGCAAAAUUGAACUUUUCCACAUAUUCAUGCAGUUUUCCUGACAGAAAUUCAUAUCGCUUUAAAAGUUAAACUUAAAAAUCUUUAACCUCGUAAAGUACAAUGUACCUCAGAAAUUAUUUGACAACACAUUUUAAUGAUUCAUGGAAAACCUGACUGCUUUUCAGGUUUUUAAAAUAGCGUUUUUAUUUUAAUAUGUUUUUUUUAUUCAGACAGUUAAUGUAACUGCUUUCUUAAAAUGUUAAGCUUUUUAAUAGCCUACAGCACCAGCACUAGUGGAAAAAUUCGUCUUUUGGGAUAAAAUGAAGAACACACUUCCUAUCCAGUCAUUCUUCAUUGGCAGUAAAUUGUAGGUGCAAUUUGGUGAAGUGUACUGAAACCGACUGCCAUUUUUGCUGGUUGUAAAAAUAAUUCUAAAAGUAUACUGUAGAAUUAUUUUGGUAAUUGAGAUUUUAACCCCUUAGGGUACACAAGGAAUUGAGCAUUUAUUCAAAUGGUUUCUUUUUUAAAUACAUCUGAGAGUGACUCAAGUAUCACAGUGUAACUGGCAAUUUGGAUGCCCAGAUCCAACCUGUCAGUACAUUUUAAACCCUGUUUUGUGCACCUCAUCUCAAAAUUAAGAAAGUUAGGAUCAUUGUAUUUGUGGGACAGAUGUCUACCUUAAAGGGUUAAUUAUUAUUAUUUUUUUUUUAAAGAUAAUUGACAACUAGUGUCACCCAGUGGACAGUCACCACAGCCAUUAUAAGAAUCCCAACACACAUGAAAACAGAGCAUAGCAAACGAACUAGCGGUGUGCAAAGACAUUAAAAGUUGAAUUCAAUAUUACUAUCACAUGUUAAAACCAAACCAAAUAUAGAAAGAAUGCAAAUGUAUAAAACUCAAAGGACAUCAGUUACUUUAAGGUUUCCUCUCGCCCACCUUGAGGGAUCAGUAACAUUUCUGCUGUUUUUAAAUUGUAUGCAAUGUCCAAUCGUGUGUUAGUUUUGUGACGGUUGGGACUACUGUCCACUGAGCUAUUGAGAGCAUUACCAACAAUCCACUGUGAUCUAAGCAGGUCACUGGUUGUUAAAAAAAACAAAAAACAUUUCUUUAGCCCACUGAGUACUAAAAUAACAAAAUUAUAAUCAUGUUGCAUUUUAACAGCAUUCAGUGCGAGACCACCUACAGCAGGUUGGUACAAUAUGGAACAACUGGGUCAUUAUUUAUAUAAAUUCUUUUAAAAUCUCCUUUGCAAAUUCUAAUUGAAUCCCAACCAUGCAGUAGUGAAUUUAAUUAGACAAGAUGUUGUUAAAAAGUACAAUCUUACAGGCAUUUAACAAAAACAACCCUUGUGCGCCACCAACCAUAGACUCUGAAAGUGGUAACUUUAAAGAAGACACAUACAUUUUUGUCCUUAGCAUUGAAUUUUAAUUAUAUAAAGAGACAGUAGUUGAAAACUUUAUUGGUUGCUAUAAAUUCUCUAAUAAAAGUUUUGCAUUUUGUAGGCUUCUUACGGAAAAUAUUUAAUCUAAACAUGUUUGGCUGACAAAUUACCAGUAUUACAUAUUUUUAUUUUAUUUAUUUUAUUCAGUAUUGGAACAGUGUGUUUGCUGUGGGCCAUAUUUCAUAUUCAGAUAUUGUUUGAGUGAAUAUAAGUGUAAGCAUGCUUAUAAAGGCUGUCUUCAAAUGAAUUGUGGUGCUUUCGUGACCGCCUAAAAUGCAUUUUAUCCUGAGAGCGGGGAUAGCACAAUGCCAGUAUGUCAGUAAGAAUUGUAUUCUGCCCUGGUACAGCGUGCUAGUGACACGCCUCAACAGGCCUCUUAUUUACAGGUGAAUGUUGUCAAAGAAAAAAAAAAAAACAUUUUAAAGAGUAAGAAGCUGUAAUUUUGUAUGAUGUUUGUAAUUUAUAACUUAAAUACUGCUUUUUUUGUUUUUGUUUUGCUUAAUAACUUUGUGACAGCUGUCGAUUCUAGCUGCCUCCCAUAGAUGUAACCCUUGGCUAGAUCAAUGUCAUUUUUUAAAUGAGUGCCAGUACCUUCUAAUGAUCUGCCAAGUUUCCUUUAUUUUUUCUGUAAAUAUGAUUUUGCACUA
Messenger RNA from Polyodon spathula (Mississippi paddlefish), 3653 nucleotides. RefSeq names its product mitochondrial inner membrane protease ATP23 homolog. Gene Ontology annotation, molecular function: metalloendopeptidase activity. Gene Ontology annotation, cellular component: extrinsic component of mitochondrial inner membrane. Bases 492 to 1196 code for a protein of 234 amino acids. Lineage: Eukaryota; Metazoa; Chordata; Actinopteri; Acipenseriformes; Polyodontidae. Gene Ontology annotation, biological process: mitochondrial protein processing; mitochondrial proton-transporting ATP synthase complex assembly. The record is from RefSeq and is a predicted model, not a curated record. The transcript is spliced from 6 exons.